Hydatigera taeniaeformis is the source of this 648-nucleotide messenger RNA. The record is from the annotation of a GenBank genome assembly. NCBI's taxonomy places the organism in Eukaryota, Metazoa, Platyhelminthes, Cestoda, Cyclophyllidea, Taeniidae.
AUGGAGUUUGGGAAAUGUGGCAAAAUUCCGCAACUUGCAGAAGUGCUCAACCUCCGCAUGCUAUUGGUUAUUGAAAAUUGGCGAAAAUCGCUCUGUGAGAAAGACAGUGCAUUUAAAGCCUCUGUCACCAGUGAGAGUUUGUGUCCAGUCAACCCUGACAACUGCCUUCCUGAACCCUUCAAGGAACAAAUCACGAGCCAGAUUAAUGCGGUCCUCCAAAUGGAGCAUCCUGUCUACAAACUGAUGUUUUCUCGAGCUGUCGACUUUCUGCGUUCCGCACUAUCCGCACGACCACCAGACCCUAUUCCACUUCCAACAGGAUUUGGAGCACUCUCAGAAAGCACUACAACAACUCCAGCCUGUCAACCCUCCGUGCCGUUGGAUCCAAGUGUGUGUGCGAUGGAAAAGCCCUCGCUGAAACUACGAGUAGACAUGGAUGGAGACGCUGAUCCUGUCAUUCCUAGUGCCGUUUCCGUGGGCUCUGCUUCGGCCCCCUCCGCCUUGGCAACUGCUGACCUCUCACGAGUCUACGAUCUCGCUCUGAUUGCUUCGCGCUUGAUGCCUCUCGUGGCACACAAUCGACACGUUUUUGGACCGCAUUACGCCGAAAUUAUCCACGAUCUCCUGAAGCCUCCACGUGGCGACUGA